UAGCAGAUUCGUCUCCUUGUCUGUUGGUCUUUUUCAUGGACUGCUCUGCCUGCCGGCAGCAGGGCUGUGACACCCCCAGGGAAGCCAUCAAGCAUCAAGGAGGAUCAGGCGCAGAGCGGAGAGACAUCCUGAGAAUCGACGGACUCAAGAGGCUCAGCACCUACAGCAGAAACAGGAAAGAUUCUGGGAGCCAGAGAGGAGGACAGACGGACGGCAAGUCCCCUGGAGAAAGCCAUCCACUUUCGGAGUCAGGUACCCUCUUCCUGAGCCAGCUUCUCUGUCGUUCCUCCUCAUUCAGCUCAGCAGGGUGGAGACAAGAGUAGGGGAGAACCAUGGGGCCUGAGCGAGCCAGUGGAGUGGGUACUCGCCAGAGACGGGAGAGGUCUCCAGAAGAGGGGCUGUCCCCUGUACAGAGAAGACGGUGGGCGAUGGCCAGGCGGGCGCUGAUGACAGUCCUGUCUUUCAGUCUGGUCCUCGGUAUUUCUCUGCUGCUUUGGGCCUACGUCUUCCGGGGCUGUGGCCCUCCCCCCUGUAAGACGCCCGUGUGCUGGGAUCUCCUGGAUCAUUACCUGGCCUCUGGAAACACCAGUGUGGACCCCUGCACUGACUUCUUUAGCUUUGCCUGUGGAAAGGCCAACAGGACCAGUAAUUCUUUGCAGGCUCUCAAAGAGGAGAACAAAAGGCGGCUUCGGAGGAUCCUGGAAGCCCCAGGUGCCUGGCCCCUGGCCCCUGGGGAGGAGAAAGCCUUCCAGUUCUACAACUCGUGCAUGGACACAGGUGCCAUUGAGGCUGCAGGGGCUGGGCCCCUCAGACAAGUUAUUGAGGAGCUCGGAGGCUGGCCGCUCUCUGGUAACUGGACUCCCUUGGACUUUAACCAAACUCUGAGCCUUCUGAUGAGUCAGUAUGGUCACUUCCCAUUCUUCAGAGCCUACUUGCGACCUCUUCCCACCCCUCCACAUGUGCCGGUCAUCCAGAUAGACCAGCCAGAGUUUGAUAUUCCCCUCAAGCGAAAACUGGAAGUGAAGACCUAUACCCAGAUCCUGCGAGAGUACCUGACUUACCUGAAUCGCCUGGGAACCUUGCUGGGGGGAGACCCAAGCAAAGUGCAAGACCACGCCUUCUCGUCCAUCUCCAUUACCUCGCGGCUCUUCCAGUUUCUGAGCCCCCUGGAGCAGCGGUGGGCGCAGGGGAAGCUCUUCCAGAUGGUCACUAUUGACCAACUGCAGGAAAUGGCCCCUGUCGUCGAUUGGCUGUCCUGCUUGCAAGCGACAUUCACACCGAUGUCCCUGAGCCCCUCCCAUCCCAUCGCAGUCCAUGACCUGGAGUAUUUGAAAAACAUGUCACAACUGGUUGAAAAGGAGCUGUCGAAGGACAGGGGCUUUCUGCAGAGCCACAUGAUCUUGGGGCUGGUGGGGACCCUUUCUCCAGCCCUGGACAGUAAAUUCCAAGAGGCACACAGAGUGCUGAACCAGAAACUGCGGGAGCUGACAGAUGGACCACCCCUGCCCACCUACCCUCGCUGGAUGAUGUGUGUGGAGGAGUCGGAAGCCUUCUUCGAGCCCACGCUGGCAGCCUUGUUUGCCCAGGAGACCUUCGGCCGGAGCACCCAAAGUGCUGCCAUGGAAUUAUUCACUGUAAUCAAGGAGGCCCUUAUCACUCGCCUCCAAAGACUUCCCUGGGUGGAUGAAGAGACCCGGAAGGAGGCCCUGAACAAGGUUGCACAAGUGCAGGUGAAGAUGGGGGCCCCGGAAUGGGCCCUGAAGCCAGACCUGGCCAGACAGAAAUACCGUGAUAUACAACUUCAACCCAGCUUCCUGCAGUCCUUCCUGAGCUGCGUCCGAUCUCGCCGAGCCAGAAUUAUCCGGAGUUUCUUGCAGCCUUUCCCCCACCACAGGUGGCAGGUGCCCCCCUGGGGGGUUAAUGCUUACUAUUCAGUAUCUGACCAUGCGGUGGUCUUCCCAGCUGGACUCCUCCAACCCCCAUUCUUCCACCCUGGCUACCCCAGAGCCGUGAACUUUGGUGCUGCUGGCAGCAUUAUGGCCCAUGAGAUGCUGCACAUCCUGUACCAGCUCUUAUUCCCUGGGGGCUGCCCGGCCUGUGACACCCGUUCCCUACAGGGGGCGCUACUGUGCCUGGAGCGCCAUUAUGCUUCCUUUCCAUUACCCAAAGGAAUCUCCUUCAACGGCUCCCGCACAUUCCUGGAGAAUGCUGCCGACACAGGCGGGCUGGCCAUUGCGCUGCAGGCAUACAACAAGAGGCUACUGUGGUACCGUGGGGAGACCACCCUGCCCCACCUGGACCUCAGCCCCAGGCAACUCUUCUUCCGAAGCUAUGCCCAGGUGAUGUGUAGGGACCCCAGCACUCAGGAUCCUCGGGACACUCACAGCCCUCCUACCCUUCGAGUGCAUGGGCCCCUAAGCAACAGCCCAGCCUUCGCCAGACACUUCCAUUGUCCCCAUGGUACCCUCAUGAACCCCUCCAGCCGCUGCCAACUCUGGUAACCUGGCCAGCUACCAAAGAGAUCUCAGCACAGAUGUAUCAACAUCUCCCUGCCCCAUCCAUGGAUUCAGGGCAAUAUCUCCUCUCCCCUUCCGUUUCCCAAAUAAAAGCUGGCCCUUGGUUUC
This is a messenger RNA of Camelus dromedarius (Arabian camel), 2624 nucleotides long. It is a transcript of the gene KEL, whose product is annotated as Kell metallo-endopeptidase (Kell blood group). The transcript has 20 exons. The record is from RefSeq and is a predicted model, not a curated record. Gene Ontology annotation, cellular component: plasma membrane. Gene Ontology annotation, biological process: protein processing. Gene Ontology annotation, molecular function: metalloendopeptidase activity. The coding region runs from base 333 to 2501 and encodes 722 amino acids. NCBI's taxonomy places the organism in Eukaryota, Metazoa, Chordata, Mammalia, Artiodactyla, Camelidae.